Hyalella azteca is the source of this 684-nucleotide messenger RNA. RefSeq names its product protein mono-ADP-ribosyltransferase PARP11-like. NCBI's taxonomy places the organism in Eukaryota, Metazoa, Arthropoda, Malacostraca, Amphipoda, Hyalellidae. The record is from RefSeq and is a predicted model, not a curated record. Bases 69 to 668 code for a protein of 199 amino acids. Gene Ontology annotation, molecular function: NAD+ poly-ADP-ribosyltransferase activity. The transcript is spliced from 3 exons.
CUGCAUAUCUUAAUACGAAAGUAAAAGUCCAGAGUCAAUUAAAUAAAUACACAAUUGAUUUUAUCACGAUGAAACAGACCAACACGAGAACCCUAGUCACAAAGGACGUCCGACGAGUGUAUUCAUACUACUCAGAAGAACAUUUAUUACAAACUCCUAAUGGACCACCAGAACAGGCAAGGUACUCUGAAGCUCAAGAACUGCUGAAGCCCGUAUUAACAUCAAGCAGAACGCGGAGCAUCUUUAAAAUCAACAACCCGUACCUAAAAACUGCGUUUGAAAACAAGAAAGCUCAACUUCAGCAUCAGAAUCCAAAUGUUCAGUACGAGGUGAAAUGGCUUUUCCAUGGCACGAGUUCCAGCAACGUCACAUCCAUAGCCGACGAAAACAUCGACUGGCGACUGCAUGGAACCAAGACAGGACAACUGUACGGAAGAGGAGCUUAUUUCGCAUCUCAGGCGAGUGACGCUCUCCGAUACGGAGACGUAAUUUUCAUCUGCCACGUCCUGGUUGGUCUCACCGCCACCGGUAGCCCUGAUACCAUCAAGCCUCCGAAAGACAGAUUCAACCGCCCCAUUGACACCACGGUUGACAAUACCGUCAACCCAACCAUAUUUGUCAAGUAUGAUUCUCAGGAGUACUACCCGGUUUACUACGAGUUGUUUUAAAGUGUAGAGUACUAUU